AUGUCGAACGUUCAAUGGCUACCACUAGAAUCGAACCCCGAAAUCAUAACUAAUUUCAUGCAUAAGAUGGGUGUUGAAAGAAAUGUGGAAUGUGUGGAUGUGUAUGGCUUUGAUGACGAUCUGAUCGCUAUACUACCGAAACCGUGCUAUGCGUUGCUGUUAUGUUUUCCUGAUUAUAAAAAGGUUGACGAGCUGAUGAGUCCUGUUUAUGAUCAGCUGAUCAAGCAAGGUUGCAAUAUACCAAACAACCUCUUCUUCAUGAAGCAGAAAAUAUCGAACGCAUGCGGAACAUUCGCAUUGAUUCAUGCAUUGGCCAAUAAUCGUGAUAAGAUUCAUUUGGGUGGUGCUCUGAAAGAAUGGUUGGAUAAAGCAUUGGAAUUGGAUGCGGAAUCACGAUCGGAUUCAUUGGCAAACAACGAAGAGUUGGAAGAGGCUCAUGAGAGUUGUGCUCGCAGUGGUGAUACGAAUGUGGAGAGCGAACACCCUCUCGAACAUCACUUCAUCUGUUACGUGAACAGAGAUGACACUCUUUAUGAAAUCGAUUCACGUGCUCCAUUUCCCCGUGCUUGUGGUGCAACCAGCGACGAUAGUCUCAUUAAAGAUGCCGGAUAUGUGUGCAAACAUUUAAUGUCCCAGCUCGAUAAUCUUUCCUUCAGUGCACUUGCUAUUGUUCGCUCAUCAUAA
Anisakis simplex (herring worm) is the source of this 684-nucleotide messenger RNA. NCBI's taxonomy places the organism in Eukaryota, Metazoa, Nematoda, Chromadorea, Rhabditida, Anisakidae. The record is from the annotation of a GenBank genome assembly.